AUGUCCCCAGAGAAUUUGGAACUUGAAAAAGUUGAGCCGAAGCCUGCUGAUACGCAGAGUAUUCGUCUGGGAGUAUUCAAGAAUGCUAUAGGUGAUGACUAUGACGAUGAUGCCGUCCUUCGUGCAAAUGGCCAUGAUACGGUCAUGCCUCUCCUACCGGUGUUCACGGUCGCCGGAAGAAUUUCUCUUGUAACCCAAGUAUCGCUCUACCUGUCACUCGCGGGAUACCUGACAUUCUUCAUUGUCUCAUUUGCAAUGCACCAGCAAACCCAACAUGGAUCGUUCGUUGUUGCAUCUGGACAGGGUAAUAGCGGAUGGAACGAUGGUACAGCCUGGAUGCUUGCGAUAAGUAACGCAAUGUACGCGUUCGGAGGGACGGACGGAGUCAUCAAUAUCAGUGAAGAGAUCCCGCGGCGGGGAAGAAGAGUCCCACAGGUCCUGAUCAUGACGAUGAUCAUCGGGCUAGUUACAAGUGUAUCCAUGUUCAUUGUGUUUAUGUUCUUUAUCUCCGACAUGGACGCUAUCAGGCCCUCCCCAUUGCCAAGUCUCGAGCUGCUCUAUCAGGUAACAGGAAGUCGGAGUGUGACACUUGGGUUAUUCGUCCUUCUCUUAGCUGCCUAUCUCAAAUGGCUUCCCAUUCUCAGCACUCUUAUCCAAAGUGAGCAACUGUCUCAACUUCCCCGUCCACACCACAGUAGCCGCCUUCCUAUUCAGCUGCCUCUACGGUCUCCUCUUCUAGCAUCCACAACCGCCUUCAACUCCAUUAUCACCUCCGCCGUCCUCUUCCUAAACAUCACCUACACCAUCCCAUGUGGCCUACUCCUCCUUCGCAGCCGAGACACCUUACCCCCUCGAUACUUGAAACUCGCCUAUAUCGGCUGCUACUGUAAUAUAUUCUCCGUUCUGUGGAUCGUCGCGCUCUGUGUAUUGAUCUGCAUGCCGCCGAAUCUGCCCGUCGAGUUGGGGUCGAUGAGCUUCGUCUGCGUGAUCCUGGUAGGCGUGAUCGUCAUUAUCAAUUGUCUUUGGGCGUUCAUUAGACGUCAUAGUUUCGAGGGACCGCAUAUUGAUUGGGGAUUUUGGCGGCAGGGUCGAAGUAGGAAGGGAGUUUAG
Messenger RNA from Aspergillus affinis, 1110 nucleotides. RefSeq names its product choline transporter. The record is from RefSeq and is a predicted model, not a curated record. Lineage: Eukaryota; Fungi; Ascomycota; Eurotiomycetes; Eurotiales; Aspergillaceae. Gene Ontology annotation, biological process: transmembrane transport. The transcript has 5 exons. Gene Ontology annotation, cellular component: membrane. The coding region runs from base 1 to 1110 and encodes 369 amino acids. Gene Ontology annotation, molecular function: transmembrane transporter activity.